CCCGCUUCAUUCACUCACAGAGCUCUCUCUUUCUCCCGAAUUCUCCGCUGCUACUGUAUGCAAAGCUUCCUCCACCGCGCGCUCUCUCUCUAAAGCUCUACUUCUCUCUCAUCCAAUUUCUUCAAAGAACCAGAUCAGAGCGAUUCGACGGAGUUCGUCUACUGUGCUUGAGCUUGGAAUCGCGCAUUCAAGAAACUCGAAGCUCGGAUCUCGAUUGAACUUCCUCUCUGAAGAAGAUCCAUAAGCCAUAUCAAACUGCCGCGAAGGAUCUUGCUUAUAAUAUUUGACUGUUCGUGAGUGGUCCAAGGUCCAAACACUGCUCGUUUAAGUUGUCAGUGCCAUUCAAACCUUAAGGACAGUGGUCCUUGGUAAUGUAGAAAGUUGAAGGAACAGAUGGAAGGGAACAACAGAGGAGAUUUUCUAGGAAAUGUAGUAAAACAGUCUUCUUUAAGGUCAAGUGGCAGUUUUAAGUCAGCAUUGUCUGGAAAAUCAACGCCUAGAGGUUCCCCUUCAUUUAGGAGAUUACAUUCAAGUCGAACACCAAGAAGAGAAGCUAGAAGUUCUGGAUAUGGUUUGCAUUGGAUUCGAAGUAAUAAAGUCUUGUUUUGGCUAUUGUUGAUUACUCUGUGGGCUUAUCUUGGGUUUUAUGUUCAGUCAAGGUGGGCUCACGGUGAAAAUAAGGAAGACUUUUUGGGAUUUGGCAGUCAACAAAGUAAUCAGAAGUUAGACUCUGAACAGAAUCAGUCUCAAAAUCUGGUUGCUACAAACCAUUUAGUUGUUGAAAAUAGACCCGGAGAGAAUAAUGGGAGUGAUGGAGGCAUGGUCAAUGUGGUUUUAGCUAGAAAGGGGAAUGGUGUUUCUGCUUCUAAAAAAACAAAAUCAAGGAAGAGAAAUAAGAAAUCAAAGCGUGGUAAAGUGCGUGGUAGGGGGAAAAUGACUGCAGAAGUCACAAGUCAUGACAUAGAGGAGCAGGAGCCAGAAAUUCCUUUGAAAAAUUCUUCUUAUGGAUUGCUCGUUGGCCCAUUUGGUUCAACAGAGGAUAGAAUUUUGGAGUGGAGUCCUGAGAAGCGUUCUGGCACUUGUGAUAGGAAAGGGGAUUUUGCACGUCUUGUCUGGUCUAGAAGAUUUGUGUUGAUAUUUCAUGAGCUGUCAAUGACUGGAGCUCCUAUUUCAAUGAUGGAGUUGGCAACGGAGCUCUUGAGUUGUGGGGCCUCAGUUUCUGCUGUAGCUCUUAGCAAGAAGGGUGGAUUAAUGUCAGAGCUUUCAAGACGAAGGAUCAAAGUGCUUGAUGACAAAGCUGACCUCAGCUUUAAAACAGCCAUGAAGUCGGAUCUUGUGAUUGCUGGAUCUGCAGUGUGUGCAUCAUGGAUUGAUAGCUAUAUUGAGCAUUUUCCAGCUGGUGCAAGUCAAGUUGCUUGGUGGAUCAUGGAAAAUCGUAGAGAGUACUUUAAUCGGUCUAAAGUUGUCCUUGACAGAGUCAAAAUGCUAAUUUUCAUAUCAGAGUUACAAUCAAAGCAGUGGUUGAAUUGGUGUCAAGAUGAAAAUAUAAAACUGAGAUCUCAACCUGCAAUUGUACCACUCUCUGUUAAUGAUGAACUAGCUUUUACCGCUGGCAUUCCAUGUUCUCUCAAUACUGAGUCUUCCAGCUCUGAGAAGAUGGCUGAAAGGAAACAGUUAUUACGUAGUACAGUUCGAAAGGAGAUGGGAGUUGCCGAUAGCGAUGUAGUAGUAAUGACCCUAAGCAGCAUAAAUCCUGGAAAGGGCCAUUUCUUGCUUCUUGAAUCAACUAACUUGUUGAUCGACCCUGGAUCAAAGCAAGAUAAUUCUAAGAUUAUGAAUCCAGAUGAUACAAGUCCAGUGCGAUCCAACUUGGUCAGAAGGCGUUACAUGAGAGCUUUGCUUCAAAAGUUGAGUGAUAAUGGAUUAUCCUUGAAAGAACUGCCUAUAUUUAACGAGACAUUUAAUAGGUUGAAUGUGUCGAGAAAAAAUAGCAUUCAAAACCUUUAUCCACAUAGCCCUGUGAAUGAAAUGGCCAGUGCAACGGGAAGGAGACUGCUGGUUGAUAGUGUAGGAAGGCAGGAAAUGCCUUUCAAACUUGUAAUCGGGUCUGUUGGAUCCAAAAGCAACAAGGUGAUUUAUGUCAAAAGACUUCUAAGGUUUUUGGCACAACAUUCAAACUUGUCAAAGUCAGUGCUGUGGACUCCAGCAACUACUCGUGUUGCCUCACUUUACUCUGCUGCAGACAUUUACGUUAUAAAUUCCCAGGGACUAGGUGAAACAUUUGGAAGAGUAACUAUUGAAGCAAUGGCAUUUGGUCUACCGGUACUCGGAACCGAUGCUGGAGGAACAAAGGAGAUUGUUGAGCACAAUGUGACAGGUCUUCUUCAUCCUUUGGGGCAUCCAGGCACUCAAGUCCUUGCCCAGAACUUGCAGUUUCUGCUAAAAAACCCACAGGUAAGGGAGCAAAUGGGCGCUGAAGGAAGAAAGAAGGUAGRGAGCUUCUAGAAGGGAAGUAUGGAAGAAAAUGGGGGAAGCUAGUGAGUGAGUUGAAAUUGGAAAGGCUGACCGAAGUAAAUCGGUUCGGUUCGUUUUUUCAUUCUGUUCGGUUUCCUUACACUCCUAGUAAAUGUAGCCACCAACCCAAAUUUCCCUCCUAUUAUUUACCAUCUAUUUCUUCUUUCUGAUCUGUUGAUAGCAAAUAAUUAGGCCCAUGUGGAGAGUGGCAUAACACCCCUGUUGAUGGGCUUGUUCAUGGAGGGAAAUUGUGUGUGGACUCGAUCAUUUUUAGGUAUGGCGAAGGAGUUUCUGUUUCUCUCA
Messenger RNA from Momordica charantia (bitter melon), 2817 nucleotides. RefSeq names its product UDP-Glycosyltransferase superfamily protein. The record is from RefSeq and is a predicted model, not a curated record. Gene Ontology annotation, molecular function: glycosyltransferase activity. NCBI's taxonomy places the organism in Eukaryota, Viridiplantae, Streptophyta, Magnoliopsida, Cucurbitales, Cucurbitaceae.